AUGUCUGACGGGAAACAAAUAGUCAUUAUUCACUUUCAUGUGACAUUACAGACUAAAUCAAUAGAGUCAGAUUUGUUGGCAUGUACUUGGUUUGCCUUGCUUACGAUGGCUGCAUAUCAUCAAGGUUUAAAGCGACUUUAUCCUGAUGGUGACGAAGACGAUUUCUUUUCAAGAAAGAGAAUUAAACAGUGUUCAAUACAAUAUACAAAGAAGAUACUCAAAAAGAAAGAUCGGAGAAAAGAAUAUCAUUGUCAAGUUUAUUUAAAACUAUAUCCAACAACGUGUAAAUGUACUUUGGAUGUGAUUGUUAACUCUACAAAUGAGAUCAUCAGUGAUAAUCAAUCGAUUUUGUUAGCAAGAAGUCGAUUGGGCAAAGUGAUCAAGCCAGGAGUAGUGCGAGUUCGUCUUGUUUCAUCAUUAUUUACUGCUGAUACGGAUGUGCAUGAAGAUCCAUCUUUAACAAAAUUAGAAAUAGUAAAGAAAGAACAUUCCAAUCAUAGUUUUGACAAGCAAUUUGCCCUGCAAUUAAAAAAUAAUCAAAUUGGUCCUGGUGUAAUUGGUAAAUUAUUUCUUGAAUCAUUGGAUCCAUCCAAUGGGUCGUAUAACAACGAAUCGCCUAUAUACGAACUCAAUCUUAGCUUAUCGUCAGAGUAUCAAAUCGUCCCAGCUUCAUUUCCUCAAAAAGAUGCUCAUACCGAAACUUGUGGAUGUAUUCUUUCAUCUGACGAAUCCUGCCUAAUAAUUAGUGAUCAAUGCAACUUGAAAUUAAGUGAUACGAAACUUAUUCAUCGUCUUGCCGAGCCUAUUCGUUGUCAAUGGAAGACUAUUGGUCGUGAACUAGCCCCCUGCUUCUCUGAAGUUGAUUUACUCGAUAUUCAUGAAAAAUAUUUUCUUGCCGAUGGAAACCAUGAAUGCGCUUAUCAAUUAUUACGAGAAUGGUACAUACGUAAACCGCAUCAAGCGGACGUUCGUUUUUUAAUGACUAAAUUCAAGCUGACAUUCGAUGCCAUCGUCAAAAUUCAUGACGAAAUUAGGAAACUAUUGACAUGUAAAUAG
Molecule: messenger RNA, 1056 nt
Organism: Adineta ricciae
Lineage: Eukaryota; Metazoa; Rotifera; Eurotatoria; Adinetida; Adinetidae
Source: the annotation of a GenBank genome assembly